AUGUCGAAAAAAACAAAAGACGAAUCUCUUUCUGACAAAAGUUUUUCACUAGAAGAAAAAAAAGUUAGAAAGGAAAAAAAUAAAGACAAGAAGGAAGCAAAAGAAAAAAAGGAUAAAAAGGAUAAAAAGGAAAAGAAAGAAAAGAAGGAUAAAAAAGAUAAGAAACGAAAGCACAAAGAAAUAGAGGAUGAGGAUCAUAUUAAAUCAGACUCUGAGAAUCAAGACGAUGAUGCCAAAAAAGAAAAGGAAUUAAUUAUUGAUUUAGAAAAAGAUGCACCUUUAUCUAAAAAGCAGAAGCGUCUACAGAAAAAGGGCAAAGAUGUUAAUUCUAAGAUAUCUAAGAAAAUGAGACAAAAACUUGAAUCAACAAGUGAUUUGAUGGAUGAAGAAGAAGCAGAUAACAAGGAACAAAGUGAAAGUAACACUAUUCAAGAAUCUAAAGAUGGUGAAAAAAAAAAGGGUCGCUCUGAUUUUGGAAUUUGGAUCGGAAAUCUUUCUUACGAUACCACGACUGACGAUUUGAAGAAGUUCUUUAUUGAUGGAUCGUCAGCUCUUAACAACUCAAAGGAAGAAGAUCGUGAUCAAGAAACAACCACUGAAAAAAUUGUUGACCGUGAUAUUACUCGAAUUCGCAUGCCAAUGUCAAAAUUUAAAAAAAAUGAUAAUCAAGGUUUUGCAUAUAUAGACUUUCGAACCGCCGGUCAAUUACUAGCUGCAAUUGGAUUAAGCGAAAAUUUACUUAAUGGUCGCAAGGUCCUUAUUAAAAACGCUGUUUCGUUCGAGGGUCGUCCCAGUGGCGCUACAAAAGGUCCUGCUUCAGCCAACCCAGAUCUUCCAAACUUGGCUGUGGGCCCUGGAAGCGAUAACCCCCCUACCCGUAUUUUAUUCGUGGGUAACUUGUCUUUUGAUACAACAGAAGAAACACUUGAACAAUUUUUUCAGCAUUGUGGCCAAAUUACUAAAAUCCGUUUGGCUACCUUUGAAGACUCUGGAAAAUGUAAAGGUUUUGGAUUCAUUGAUUUUAUUAACUCAGAUGGCCCUACAACUGCCUUAAAAGAUAAAAGUUUACGCAGAUUAAACGGACGGAUGAUAAAAAUGCAGUAUGGAGAAGACAGAAGCAAACGCACAAAACAGGACAAAAUGAUGACUAGAUUAAAAAACCAAGGCGGCUCAGAAAUCCAGAACGGAGAUAAUUCAGCUACUCAUAUUAUGGAAGAAAAAGAACAUCAUCAAAACACUAAGAGUGAGUGGUCAAGUUCCAAAGCUGUGGAAAAACCCAAGAAAACAAGAUUUAAUGAUGAAAAAUCAUCUCAUAGACGAAUCAAGCCUGGUUUGGCUUUGGCUACUGCACAAAGAGGAAAAGUGGGGAUCGUUGAAUCAAAGGGUAAAAAAAUUACUUUUGAUUAG
Molecule: messenger RNA, 1407 nt
Organism: Magnusiomyces paraingens
Lineage: Eukaryota; Fungi; Ascomycota; Dipodascomycetes; Dipodascales; Dipodascaceae
Exons: 1
Coding region: 1-1407 (468 amino acids)
Molecular function (GO): RNA binding
Source: RefSeq, a predicted model, not a curated record